ACGCGGUAUGGGCAUUUUGAAUAGGUGGUCAUGCCUUUUGGCCUCACCAACGCCCCGACGACCUUUCAAGCGGCAAUGACCAACGAGUUCCGUGCAAUGUUGGACCGGUUCGUGCUGGUCUACUUAGACAAUAUUCUCGUCUAUAGCCGGUCAUUGGAGGAUCAUCUUAAGCACCUUCGACGAGUGUUGGAGACGCUUCGCCGCGCCCAGUACAAGGCCAACCACGACAAGUGCGAAUUGGUCCGGCAAGAGCUGGAAUACUUGGGCCAUUUUGUCGCACCGGAGGGCAUCAGUCCUCUAUCAGGCAAGAUUCAAGCCAUCCAAGAGUGGCCGAAGCCACGGAACGUCACGGAUAUCCGUUCGUUCCUUGGUCUUGCCGGCUACUACCAGCGUUUUAUCAAGGGCUACUCGAAGGUCGCGGCCCACUUGACCAAGCUUCAAUGCGAGGAUCGGCCGUUUGACUUCGGAGAGGAGGCGCGAGAAUCAUUUUUGGCUCUCAACGCCGCACUAUUAUCUGCGGAGGUCUUGCGCAUAUACGACCCACUUUUGCCUACGCGCGUCACUACAGAUGCGUUCGGCUAUGGCAUUGGUGCCGUCCUCGAGCAACACGAUGGCGUGGACUGGCACCCGGUUGAGUAUUUCAGCAAGAAAGUGCCCGUCGUGCACUCCAUUGACGAUGCACGCAAGGAGUUCCUCGCCUUCGUCCACGCGCUCAAGCAGUGGCGGCACUUCCUCCUUGGUCGAAUUCAAUUCCGAUGGGUAACGGACAAUAAUCCGUUGGUCUUUUACAAGACCCAAGACACCGUCAACAACACCAUCGCUCGACGGAUGGCUUUCAUCGACCAGUUUGACUUCUUUCCCGAUCACAUUCCGGGGAAGUCGAACCGUUUAGCGGAUGCUCUCUCACGACGUUCGGAUCAUUGUACCGCGGUCUAUUCGACCUUGGAGAUAGACAACGACCUGCGGGACUGCUUCGUGUGCGGCUACCAAGCCGACCUCGAGUUUCGGGACAAGUACGUGAAUUGCUCCUCUCCUAAUCCGACGCCUUCUCAUUACCGGAUCCAAGAGGGGUACUUGCUUGUCCACACACGGGAGAAGGACGUUCUUUGCGUACCGAGUGACCCUCACUUGAGUACACGGCUUCUUGGCGAGUUCCACGAUGCUCCCGCCACCGGACACUUUGGAGUCAAUCGCACGAUUGGCCGACUUCGCGAGCGAUUUUCAUGGCCCGGCCUUCUCGGCGACGUCACACGCUAUUGGGAGUCAUGCGAGGCUCUGGAAGACCGCUUUGCAGACAAGGAGCGGGCCCGCAAAGCUGCUGACAAGAUUGCUCACUUGGGGCAGCAGCGCUACAGCGGUACCCUGCAAUCUUUGUUUGCAGAGUUCGAGCAGUUAACUUCCACCCUAGGUUUGGUCAUGUCUGCAGACGACCUACUAACAAACUUCUGCAGGGCGGCCCCUGAGAAGUUUUAUGUGGCUUUGUACAGCGCUGGGCACAAGGACUGGAGAUCCUUUGGCCGUGCAUCCCUGGUCAUGGAGGCAAAACUUCAUGUCCAGGCCCCCUCCUCUGACAGGAGGAAAGGUGCCUUCCCUCGUGGUGGUAGAAAGGGAAAGGCAGCCUUUGCACAUGCAGGGUCUGCAUCAGCUUCGGAUUCAGAUUCCCAGGCUGAUACACCAUCAGCUGGGACUGGAUCAGCUGCUGAGACAGGUGUUGUAGCGGCCCUGACUCGGGCUGUUCUGGGAGUUUUGCAGCAGCAGAAGAAGUUCUCUCCCACCACAGCCUCAGCCAGUGCAAAGGGGAAGGACAGGGGACGGUUGCAUAUGUUCAGCAAAGUCGACCUCAAAUCUGGCUAUCACCAGAUUGAGAUGGAAGAGGAGGAUGUCUAUAAGACAGCCUUCAAGACCAUGUAUGGUACUUACAAGUUCCUGGUCAUGCCAUUUGGACUUUGCAAUACCCCAAGUACCUUCCAGACAGAGAUGCACCGCAUCUUCAGGCCUUACCCGGACAAGUUCAUGGUUGUCUACCUGGAUGACAUCCUGGUAUUCAGCAGAACUGCCAGGGAACAUGUGGAGCACCUGGCUCUUAUCCGUCAGUCAUUAUGUGACAGCCACUAUAAGAUUAACAGAGAGAAGUCCUCUUUUGGAGUUCCCUCUGUCAUCUAUCUGGGCCAUGUAAUCUCUGGAGAUGGCCUGACUCCUGAAGCAGCCAAAAUAGUUGCUAUUCAGGACUGGCCCCAGCCACAGAUAGUGAGGGAUGUCAGGUCCUUCAUGGGUUUAGCCUCCUACUACAGAAAGGAUGUCAGGAACUUUUCUGCAGUGGCUGCACCCGUGACCAACCUAACAAAGAAAGACGCUUCAUUUCUUUGGACCCUUCCCUGUCAGUUGGCCUUCACACGACCCAAGAAGGCCUUGACUCGUGCACUUGUGUUGAAGCUACCUGACCCCACUCUACCAUUUAUCCUGACCACUGAUGCUAGUCAGUAUGGUGUGGGGGCAGUUAUUCAGCAGGAUGAUGGGAAUGGUCUACGGCCAGUAGAGUUCAUGAGUAAGAAGAUCAAGACUCAAAAGCUUCAGGACUCUACCUACGAGAAAGAGCUGUAUGCUCUUGUUUGUGCCCUAAAACCUGGAAAGACACUUCAAGAUCUUCUCAGAUCACUCCACCUUACAGUGGAUGAAGUCCCAGGGAGAGUUAAACGAUAAGUCGCCAUGAUUAUGCCCUCUCUCGUAGGCCUGACUCUUUUGCAUUGAUCUCGUCCACUCACUCC
This is a messenger RNA of Chara braunii, 2765 nucleotides long. The record is from the annotation of a GenBank genome assembly. NCBI's taxonomy places the organism in Eukaryota, Viridiplantae, Streptophyta, Charophyceae, Charales, Characeae.